Molecule: messenger RNA, 4334 nt
Organism: Saprolegnia parasitica CBS 223.65
Lineage: Eukaryota; Oomycota; Saprolegniomycetes; Saprolegniales; Saprolegniaceae
Exons: 10
Coding region: 26-4315 (1429 amino acids)
Source: RefSeq, a predicted model, not a curated record
AACGCAACCACCGUCGAUCUUGGCCAUGGCAUCGUCGGGUAUCCCUUCGUACCUGCGCUCGACGAGCAGCAGCAGCAGCAAGGUCAAGAAGGACCCCAAGGCCGAGAAGAAGAAGACGGUCGACUUCCCCGUCCGGCGCGCCGGCGCCAAGAAGGAGGAGUUCCGCGUGCGCCCGCCGCCGGCGCCACUCUCGAUCGCGAUACCAUCGACGCCGACCCAGGUCGCGAGCGCCUUGGCCUCGCAAAAGGUGACCAAGCGCGCGGUGCCAUCGCCCAAGAAACCGCUCAAGCGAGCGUCGUCGACGAUCGCCGACGAGCGCAAGAUGCGGUCGCCGCCAACUACGAUGGCCAACGUCCCGAGCUACAUGCGGCAGACCGUGAGUCGUGGGUACAAGGAAGGGACGCUGCUGCACCCGGCCGAGCCAAGCUCUGUCUCGCCGCCCAAAAAAGCCCCGACGCCACGCCAAGCGCCCAAGAUACCGACCGCAUUCAAGCUUGCGACGACGACGACGACGGUCGUCAAGCGCACACCGCGCGCUGCAGAGACCUCACGAGACCCAAUGCUUCGCGCGCCGCCGACCAAGGAGCCCGACGUGUUGAUCGAUCCCGUCGGCAACAAUAACCCCGAGUGCAAGACGCCGCCGCCACCCGUCGACGAGCAUGACGCAUUCCAUCGCACGUUGGUCGUUCCGCGUGCUGCGCCAGCCGCUUCGCCCGAUCAUCUGCACGACCCCAUGUCGGUCGACGAGGCGCUGGACCUCGCUGUCGCGAUGCGGACGAUCGCGUCGCUCCAAGACGCGGCCGCCGCGACCGCCGAGGACCUCGCGCGCCUCGAGGCCGAGCGCCACGACGCACUCAUGGACCGAGACGUGCUCCAGACCAAUAUGGACAAGAUCCUCGAGACCGAGCUCCUCGAGCACAAGAUGGCCUUGACCGAGAUCAAGAAGCAGGUGGUUGCCUCCACCGAGGCCAAGCACGAGUCCAUGGCGGCGACGGAGCAGCGCGUCGUCGACCUCACCGCGCAUGUCGCAACGCUCGAGCUGGAGAAACGAGGCCGCGAUAAGGAUCUGGAGCAUCUCAACCGUAUCUGCGGCGCCCUCCAGCUCCAAGUGAACGCGUUUGAAGCGGCGCAGGCCGAGUGGAGCCACAAAACCAGUCGCAUGGCCGAGAUGGAAGAGACGCUGGCGACGCUUCAGCUGCGCGCCGAGGUCUCGGAGGACGUCCAGCGGCAAAUGGCCGCCGCGGCAAGUGACCGCGCGGCGCUCGUCGCCGAGUACGAUGCGAAAUUAGCCCACGAGCACGAAAAGAUUGCCCGUCUCGAAGCACAGAUCAUCGAACACGCGGCGCUGGUGCAAGCGAUGCCAGCCAUGCCGGCCGACGACGCGACCGUGCGCCAGCUCCGGCAACAGCUCGAACACGCGGUGCACGCGCUCGAAGACCGCGACGUGGCGACGCACUCGUGUCUGACGCACGACAUGGAAAUCGCGCGGCUCCAUGGCGAGAUCGAAUCGUACGUCGAGCAGCUCCGGGAUAUCGAGGCCAUGCUGACGCGCGUGCGAGACGAAAAGGCGGAAUUGAGUCGCGACACGGCAACCACGGACGCGCGCGUUGCGUUGCUCCAGAGUCAGCUCGAUGAGAUCCAAGUCGAGAAGGACCACGGGGCGAGGCUGCAUGCGCAGCUCACGGCCACCAUUGCGCAGCGCGACGAGCGCAUCCGGGCGCUGGAGUCCGACGCAACGCGUUUGCAGCGCGACGCCGACGCCGAGUGGACGGCGCGUUUGGAGGCAACCACCAAGGACGCAGACCGGCGCAACGAAGCAGUUGAGGCCGCGUACGAAGUCCAGGUGCGCGAACUCACGGACGAGCUUGCGGUGGCGGUCUCGACGGCCGAGCACGCCGUGGCUGCGCGCAAGCAGGCCGAAAGCGACCUCAUUGCGCUACAGACCGAGCUUGUCGAGAAGGCGGCGUCGCUCCAAAGUCUCUCGAGCGACCAUGGCUCGCAGGAGGCCGACUGGCUCGCAGAGCUUGAAGAACGCGAUGCGGCCAAUGCAGCGCUUACCCGGCGCAUUGAGGAGCUCGAAGCGGCCAUCGCAGCGACAAACACUGCGCGAGACGAGCUGGCAAAGCAGGCUGCGACCCACGCAGCCGUCACCGAGUCGUACGUGGCCCAGAUCGCUGAGAUCGAGGCGCAGAAGCGUGCGUUACAAGUCGACUACGAAACAGAACAAGCCCGGACGCAGUCGCUGGACGCGUCUUGUGCAGCCGCAGAGGCCGAGGCGACGCGCCACCUGUCGCAGAUUGAUGUGCUCACAUCCGACAUACGCCAGAAUGCGCUGGCGCACGAAGCCGAGGUCGCAGACCUCAAGGCAUCGAUGGCAGCACUGCAAGCACAACUGCAAGGCCACGUCGAGGCGGCCCACGCAUUGCAAGCGACGCACAGCAACUACGAGGCCGACGCCGCGUCGCACGCUGCCGUGGUCGAGUCGUUCACGGUACAGAUCGAAGCACUCCAAACACAACUCGCAGCCCGGGAUGCAAAUGAGGCCGAGCUGCUAGCCGCGCACCAAGAGACAAAAGACGCGCUGGACGAAGCCCGAUACCAAGUGGACGAGCUGGAAGCGCGCGCGCAUGACGCCGAAACUGAGGUCGAGUCGGCGCACGUCGCACGCACGGAGGCACUCGAGGCCACCAUUCGCGAACUUGAAACGCGUUUGGAGGCAAAUGCACCCGAAAAGAUCGUCGAUGCCAUGCGCCGUCAGCAGGACGAAACCACGGCGGCGCACGAUUUGCAGCUCCAAGUGCUGCAAGAGUCCCAGCGAGAGCUCAAGGCCCUCGAGGCUGCCAAGACGCGGCAGUUAACGACGCUUGAAGCAUCGCACGAGCAGCUCGGGGCGGAAUUGCUAGCCGCCAAGAAGACCAUCGCCGCACUUGAGGCCCAGCUCUCGACGAAGACGCAGCCGAGUGCGGUCGUCGUGCCUGCGGUACCACGACCCAUCAUCGGGAAAGGUGUCGUGGUGGUGCAUUUUGGGUCCUUCGAGCUCCACGCGGGCUUGCUCCAUGCCGAUACAGCCUCGUAUGUGCCAACGUUGAAGCUCCCGACGCUGGUGGCCGUGCCGCAAGGAGGUGCCGCCGAGCUUCACCGUGUUCUGCAAGGGUCGUCGUACAUUGGGGCGGGCUCGGUUCGCAUUGGCUACGAGAAUGGGUACUUUCUUGGGCGAGACGCAGUGACGUUUUUGUACGAGCACCCGGAUCCGGCGCUGCGUUGCAUUCUCAAGCAAGAACGCGUCUUCCAGAACGGCCACGUCACGUCGACCGAGUACCUCGAAGGUCUUCUCCACCAAGUCUUUACCGGCCUCGGCAUUGAUGACGUCAUCUCGUCCUACAACGUCAUUGUGACGCACAAGCCGCAGCUCGCCAAGGCGUCGCGCGAGUCGCUUGCCGACGUGCUCUUUGAAAAGUGCGCGGUCAAAGGCGCUCUUUUGGCCACCGAUGCGCUUAUGAGCUUGCGAGCCCGCGGGAAGAGCACGGGCCUUGUCCUCGACGUUGGCGCCGACGCCACGUAUAUUGUGCCCAUCUACGAAGACAUGAUUCUGGACCAUGCGGUUGUCGUGACGUCCAUGGGAGGCGACGCGCUCGUGAACUUUAUGGUCUCGAUGCUGCUCUCCCAAGAGAGCGACGAGUACCACAAGAUUCCUUUGCGGCUCCAGCAAAAGAUCGCGCGCGCGAUGCUCGAAACCAAAGGCAUGGUCGCCAAGGACUUUGAGGCGAUGGCCGAGAAGCACGGCCGCUUUGAACGCGCGCAUGUCCAAGUGCUGCCGACCGAGUCGCAACCCGUGUGGCAAAAAGCCGUGCCCCACAAAAACACAGCGGCGCACCCGUUGCAUGCAGUGUAUGCGUACCGACUACCGUCGGGGUCGACGCUCGAGCUGCAGUGUGAUGUCGAGCGCUUCAUCGCACCCGAGCUCCUCUGGCAACCCAAGCUCAACCCUGACAAUGCGGGCGAGAUGGCACUCCACGACGCGCUUGCAAAAGCUUUUGCCGAGUGCGACAGCCAGCUACACCACGAACUCUUGGCCAACGUCGUGUGCACGGGCGGCGCCUGCCAACUCCCGGGCUUCAAGGCGCGCGUGCACCAAGAGAUCCAGAAAAUCUGUCCGUUCGAGUCGCUGAUUGCGGUCGAUGUGGUCGGGAAAGACGACUGCGCGACGUUUGCUGGCACGUGCAUGUAUGCGAGCUCGCUCAAAGACCGGUCCUGGAUCACAUGCGACGAGUUUGACGUCAACGGCGCGGCCGUGCUACACGCAAAGUGCUUUUAACACGACCCUGGAUUGUUGC